Molecule: messenger RNA, 951 nt
Organism: Triticum turgidum subsp. durum (durum wheat)
Lineage: Eukaryota; Viridiplantae; Streptophyta; Magnoliopsida; Poales; Poaceae
Source: the annotation of a GenBank genome assembly
AUGGCCGCCUCUGCGUCCUGCAUUUCUCUAGUGGUGCUCGUGGCUCUGGCCACGGCGGCGGCGGGGCAGCUGUCGCCGACGUUCUACGAUACGUCGUGCCCCAGGGCUCUGGCCACCAUCAAGAGCGGCGUCAUGGCCGCCGUGAGCAGCGACCCUCGGAUGGGCGCGUCACUGCUCCGGCUGCACUUCCACGACUGCUUCGUCCAAGGCUGCGACGCGUCUGUUCUGCUGUCUGGCAUGGAACAAAACGCUAUCCCGAACGCGGGGUCGCUGAGGGGCUUCGGCGUCAUCGACAGCAUCAAGACGCAGAUCGAGGCCAUCUGCAAUCAGACCGUCUCUUGCGCUGACAUCCUCACCGUCGCCGCCCGCGACUCCGUCGUCGCUCUCGGGGGGCCAUCAUGGACCGUCCCUUUGGGGAGAAGAGAUUCCAUAGAUGCAAACGAGGCGGAGGCAAACAGCGACCUUCCAGGCUUUAAUUCUAGCCGCUCAGAGCUCGAGGCGGCAUUCCUCAGGAAGGGCGGCCUCAAUACGGUCGACAUGGUGGCCCUAUCGGGCGCGCACACCAUCGGCCAGGCGCAGUGCUCAACCUUCCGGGCUCGGAUCUACGGCGGUGACACCAACAUCAACGCGGCCUAUGCGGCGUCGCUUAGGGCCAACUGCCCCCAAACAGUCGGCUCCGGUGACGGCAGCCUGGCGAACCUGGACACGACGACUCCCAACGCGUUCGACAACGCCUACUACACCAACCUCAUGUCACAGAGGGGGCUCCUGCACUCGGACCAGGUGCUGUUCAACAACGACACCACUGACAACACUGUCCGGAACUUCGCUUCGAACCCAGCGGCGUUCAGCAACGCCUUCACGACGGCCAUGAUCAAGAUGGGCAACAUCGCGCCGAAGACCGGGACGCAGGGCCAGAUCAGGCUCAGCUGCUCCAGGGUGAACUCAUAA